AAGUGAAAAUCGCCUCUUUUCUUCACCCCCUCUAUCCUCUCCAUUGGAUGAAGGAAUAUAGGACCGUUCACUCCUCCUUCUUCUGUCUUUCCUGGAAAGCAGUCUUCCUUCCCUCUUUUGAAUUCCUUUUUGGAGAUUCUUUUUUUUCUUCAGGUUUCCGCCUUUGUAGACCUUUUGUUCUGUGAGGUUGCCACCUUUUUAUUUUACUUUUUUAUGAGCCAACGGAUUGAUUGUAGAGAAUAACAAGAGUCUCAAGAAGAAGUGAAAGAAGAGAAAGACAGAGGGGAGGAAGAGAAGAAGCCGGUACUGCCAUAUUUACAGAAAGUGCUCGUCCCUCUGCUGCUCUUCUUCUUCAGGGUGUCCCGCUCUGUCCAGCCGGGAUCAUGUCCACACCGGUGUCUCCAUCUCCUUCUCUGUCUCCUCUAGCUCUGUCGUCUCCGUCUCCGUCUCCGUCCUCAUCUCCGCUCCCAUCUCCUCUGUCUCCUCCACCCAGACUGCCAGUCUUCCAGAGGAAAGGAGCUCUCAAGCACAAGAGGGUGAUUGAGGUGAAGGACCACCAGUUCACUGCCCGCUUCUUCAAGCAGCCCACCUUCUGCAGCCAUUGCACGGAUUUCAUCUGGGGGAUCGGAAAGCAAGGGUUCCAGUGUCAAGUCUGCAGCUUUGUGGUGCACAAACGCUGCCAUGAAUUCGUCACUUUCACUUGUCCAGGAGCCAUCACUGCUCCCAAAGCAGAGGAUCUAAAGAGCAAACACAAGUUUAAAGUGCACACGUACUCCAGUCCCACGUUCUGUGAUCACUGCGGUUCACUGCUCUAUGGCCUCAUACAUCAGGGCAUGAAAUGUGGCUGUUGUGAUAUGAAUGUCCACAAGCGCUGUGAGAGCAGCGUCCCCAGUCUAUGUGGACAAGACCACACGGAGAAAAGAGGACGCAUCCGACUGAGCGUCCGUGGAGAGAAGGAGGACAUUUAUAUUACAGUGCAUGAAGCGCUUAACCUGAUACCCAUGGACCCUAACGGCCUGUCGGACCCUUAUGUGAAGCUCAAACUCAUCCCUGAUCCAAAAAGCCACAGCAAACAGAAAACCAAAACCAUCCGUUCCACACUCAACCCCAUCUGGAACGAGAGCUUUACCUUUUCAGUCCGGGGCAGACAAUGGGACAGGCGUUUGUCUGUAGAGGUUUGGGACUGGGACAGAACCUCACGCAAUGACUUCAUGGGUGCUCUGUCAUUCGGGGUUAGUGAGAUAUUCAGACGGUCUGUCAGCGGCUGGUACAAACUGCUCAACCAGGAUGAGGGAGAAUAUUAUAACAUCCCUGUGCCUGAUCCAGACCUGCAGGUACCAGAAGAGAUUCUGAUGCCCUCCAUUCCUCCUACUCCUUCUCCUGUGACGACGCCUGUUGCUGCUGUGACCCCACCGGCUCUAAGCCUGACUCCUGCUGUACUGCACACGGGUAAAGGCCACACGGGGCUGCAUGAUUUCAACUUCCUCAUGGUCCUGGGAAAAGGGAGUUUUGGCAAGGUCCUGUUGGCAGAAGAGAAGGGCAGUGAGCGUUUGUUUGCCAUAAAGAUGUUGAAGAAAGACGUGCUGUUUCAGGACGAGGACACAGAGAGCGCCAUGGGUGGAGAGAGAGUGCUGGCCCUCUCGGGACGACCUCACUUCCUGACCUCGCUUUACUGCGCCUUUCAGACGUCGGAUCGUCUGUAUUACGUCAUGGAGUAUGGAACGGUGGUGAUCUUAUGUUUACAUCCAAAUCGUUGGCAAGUUUAAGAACCACAUGCAGCGUUUUAUGCUGCUGAGAUUGCAGUAGGCCUGUUUUUCCUGCACAACAAAGGCAUCAUAUACAGAGAUCUGAAACUGGACAACGUCUUACUGGAUAGCGAAGGACACAUAAAGAUAGCAGACUUCGGGAUGUGUAGGGAGGGCAUGAUGGAAGGAGACACCACCCGGACCUUCUGUGGCACACCUGAUUACAUCGCGCCAGAGAUUGUAGCGUAUCAGCCCUAUGGUAAAGCAGUGGAUUGGUGGUCAUAUGGCGUUCUCCUUUACGAGAUGCUGGCUGGGCAGCCUCCUUUUGAUGGCAUAGAUGAGGAGGAGCUGUUUCAGUCCAUCAUGGAACAGAGUGUUUCAUAUCCUAAGAGUCUCUCUCGGGAGGCCGUGGCCAUCUGUAAAGGCCUUCUCACCAAGAACCCUGCUAAGCGUUUGGGAGGAGGAGAGGAUGGAGAGAGGAGCUGUCGGGAGCAUCCUUUUUUCCGCUGGAUAGACUGGGACAGACUGGAGAGACUGGAGAUACAGCCUCCUUUCAAGCCCAGAAGUGGGGGCAAAAAAGGAGAGAACUUUGAUAAGUUUUUCACAUCCACCUCGUCCACCCUCACACCUUCUGACCCUGAUGUUCUUGCCGCAAUAAAUCAAGAGGAAUUCCAAGACUUCACCUUCAUGAAUUCAGAGUUUCCCCCUUCACCCCUAACGCUGUCUGAGAAAACCUCACUCAGUUCACACAUGCCGAUUUCAGACUCUUGUAAUGUUCUUCAUUAA
Molecule: messenger RNA, 2531 nt
Organism: Danio aesculapii
Lineage: Eukaryota; Metazoa; Chordata; Actinopteri; Cypriniformes; Danionidae
Product: protein kinase C alpha type-like
Biological process (GO): protein phosphorylation
Molecular function (GO): diacylglycerol-dependent serine/threonine kinase activity; ATP binding; zinc ion binding
Source: RefSeq, a predicted model, not a curated record